Molecule: messenger RNA, 2436 nt
Organism: Thamnophis sirtalis
Lineage: Eukaryota; Metazoa; Chordata; Lepidosauria; Squamata; Natricidae
Source: RefSeq, a predicted model, not a curated record
CGCCACACCCACCAAGCCAUGCCCACAAAACUGGUAGUAAACAGAAAUUGAAUUUCACCACUGCCCCCUUCUGUCCCUUCACCCCAAUGAGGCCGAGCAAGAAUGCUCUCUUGCCAUCGGCUUGGAGGUUACCCUGGUCCAAACAAUGGAGAUCCACUGGCCCAGUAUUUCUCUCAGCUUUAUGACGUCACAUGGAAACAGCAUCCUUUAAACAAUGGCCAAGGUUCCAUUCCAAUCAGCCUUCAAGGCAGGAAACGGAUCAUUUCCUGAUGAUCACACGCCAUGGAACGGACAAUAAAUGGCUGAACGCCUACGUCAACCAUGUGACCAAACUUCUCAUAACCACAGCCUACAGCAUCAUGGACGAUGCUGCUAUCCUUAAAAAGAGGGGCUACAUCAUGGGUGGGAAUUUAGGGGAAGGGUCCUACGCCAAAGUGAAAUCCGCCUACUCGGAACGGCUGAAGUUCGAUGUAGCCAUCAAAAUCAUUGACCGGAAGAAAGCGCCUCCCGAUUUCUUGGAGCGGUUCCUCCCACGGGAAAUAGACAUCUUGGCCAAAGUCAACCACCACUCCAUCAUCAAAACCUACGAGAUCUUCGAGACCUCCAAUGGCAAAGUCUACAUCGUGAUGGAGCUCGGCAUCCAGGGCGACUUGCUGGAGUUCAUCAAGCUGAAAGGGGAGAUGCCCGAGGACAUCGCGCGCAAGAUGUUCCGUCAACUGUGUACCGCUAUUAAGUACUGCCACGACAGCGACAUCGUGCAUCGGGAUUUGAAAUGCGAGAAUCUUCUCCUAGACAAAGAUUACCACAUUAAACUUUCGGACUUCGGUUUUGCCAAACGCCUGCUCCGGGACGAAGACGGCAAAGUUAUCUACAGCAAAACUUUCUGUGGUUCCGCCGCUUAUGCCGCCCCGGAGGUUCUGCAGGGAAUCCCUUACGAGCCCAAAAUUUACGACAUGUGGAGUCUGGGUGUUAUCCUCUACAUCAUGGUCUGUGGCUCCAUGCCUUACGACGAUUCAAACAUCCGGAAAAUGUUACGAUUGCAAAAGGAGCAUCGGGUGCAUUUCCCCAAGUCCAAAAACCUGACCAUUGAAUGCAAAGAUCUCAUCUAUCGCAUGCUUCAGCCGGAUGUAACCCGGCGCUUGCGCAUUGAGGAGGUUUUAAGUCACAUAUGGAUGCAGCCUGGCAAAAUCAGAGCGGUGUCGGCCACGUCCGUGGGGAAGAACGGGGAGACCUCGCGGAGCACGGCCGAGCAAAAAACAGAGCACCGGUCCGAACGGGAGAAGACCCUCAAAAGCGAAUCCAAACAAACCAUUGUGUCCAACGUAGCUCCUCGGCUGGAAGCGGUCGAAGAAGUGGAGGAGGUCAUUGACGGAGACAAGCACGACGAAGAAGUGGUGAAGAUUGCAGAAGCGUUCGAAACCAACCUUUGACGUCCUUCCUUCGACGGAGGGCAGCAAGAGCCUCCCGUAACAGGUAGCCCCGGGUAACCGACUGGCGAGAGCGGGUCUGUGGAAUAAAGAUAAGAGCGAAAACGGAAGACGCAAUCUGAAACUAAAGACCACGUGUCUUUCUGAACCAGCACCUUAUUGUAGGCUGAAAGGCCCGUUUUAUUAAAUAUUUUUUAAACGGAUUAAAACACUGAGCUGUAGGAUGACUCUCACCCAGACGUGCAGAAGGCAGGAAGAGGUGGCUCAACUCCCUGAAAGGGACAAAACUCUCCACGGCCAACUCGCCAGAGGACAAUUCAAUAAUUCAAUUUAAUGUGGGGUUUUUUUAAAAAAAAAAAAAAUUAAAACGUAUUUUAAUUUUCGUCAUUCCCAUUUCGUUUUGUCCCUCCUUUGGCUUCCUUGCUUUCAUGAUUCUAUAGCACCGUUUCUUCGAUACUUAGGGUUGAUUCUUGUCCCGCGGCGAGUUGGCCUGAGGAGAAUGGGCCACGGUGUUAUGGGUGCUCCAUCACUGGAGGUUUUUAAGAAGACAGACACCUGUCUGAAAUGGUACAGGGCCGUGAUGGCAGUGGCACACGGAAGGGAGAAAAACGGCCCUACAGGCAACCCGGAAGUCCGUUCCUGAACUUCAUUUGUGCGUUAGGUCGUUUUUCGCCCUCCGGGGGCUUUGGGUGGCUUCCCUGAAGCCUCCGGAGGGCAAAAAAUGGCCCAACGUGUAAACAGGAAGUCGGAAAAAAGCGGUGGAGGGGGAUGUCAGGGGAAGCCGUUUUUGCCCUCCCCGGGCUCCUAGAAAGCCUCUGGAGCCUGGGAAGGGUGAAAAAUGGGUCCACCGUGCGAUCGUGCGACAAAAGCAGGCGGAGGGUGCAUAGAACUAUGGGUGUGGGCACACGCGUGCACAACCUCCACACACUCCCAUCGCUUUUGGCACGCGAUGGGAAACAGGUUAGCCAUCACUGUCCUAGGAGAUCUUCUGUUCUGACCUCGGCUUCCC